UAGCCGGGCGGAUCGCGCCCCGCGUUCACGUUCACUCAAAAUUUCAGUCGAUUUUUUGUUAAUACAAAUGGAUAUAACCAGAAAACUGACGAAAGCCUUAAUAGAGAUGUAUUUUGAUAAAAAGUGUUUGUGGCAAGUGCAUUCUGAGGAAUACAAGAGGCGUGAUUUGAAGAAAAAAGCGUAUCAAGAUAUAGUAGCGUUCCUGCGUCGGAACGGAGUCAAGGAUGCGAACGUGAAACUGGUUCGCGAUAAAAUACAAAACAUGAGACGUGCUAUGAGAAAAGAGAAAAAACGGAUCGACGAUUCGGGAGGGACUUAUAGCCCUACUUUAUGGUACUACGACCUCCUAACAUUUGUUAACCAUCGGAAUAUUCAGAAUGAACAAAAUAGCUCAAACAGUGAUACUACCAGCUGUCCUGUAAUCAAUAUUGACGAAAGUGAUGAAGAAGUCACCUUACAAGAAUUAAGAGACAACGUUCUGCCAAAUGAGGAGGAGAUGCUUGAUCUGUCUGUAAUUCCACUGCCACCUGCACGGAAAAAGGCUUCUCGAAUGAAAAACAUAAAUGAUGAGCACAAGGCGUUGGGUAUAAGCGUCGCUUCAAAAAUGAGGAGAAUGGAAGAAUAUCAGCAGAUUUAUGCCGAACUUCUUAUACAAAAAGUUAUAGCCCGGGGUCUUCUAGGCCAGCUCCACCAAAAUACAGACAUUGUGGACGUGGUGCAGGACAAUAAGACAGUAAUUAGUAGUGAAGAAUGAAUAAUAGGAAAUUGAAUUUAUAUUUUUGAGGUGUUACUACUCUUAAAUCGUCAACAAGAAAGCUGAACGAGUAUAAGAAUAUAGUCUGCAUAAAAUUAUAUUCCUUUAUUAGUAGAAGUGGAAUCCAUGAACAAAGGACUGAACUGUCUCAACUAUGUCCAAAAACUUUUCAUAAAUUUCCUAUCAAGGCUUUAGCACAUAAAUCCAAGUCACGUGAAAUAUUUUUACAUGUUUGACCUUCAGGUAGAAAAGCCAAUGAAUAAGUAGAUACAAAUUCUGAAACUGAUAACAUAGGUAGGUACCUAUAAGUAAACUGAAUAUUAUUAAGGCUCAAAUUCCUUACGAUUCCAUGUUUGUUAUCAAUAGAAGAAGAUGUUCUGAAACGAUGUUUUUGCAUUUAAUUUUAAUCAUUCGAUACUCAUUAUCUGAAAGUAAGAUAAAGUUAAAAGUUAUUUUUAAAAGUCGUUUUCUGAAAGUCUCUGAGGUCUCGUAAAGUGCGUGUGUGUUUUCACUCAUUAUUAUUAUGUCCCUCUCCUAUUAAAGUAAAAUAUUAUUAUUAUUUUUAAUCUCGUUAAAAAUAGUAUAUUAAAAAUAGAACACUAAAAACAAAUGAA
Molecule: messenger RNA, 1368 nt
Organism: Ostrinia nubilalis (European corn borer)
Lineage: Eukaryota; Metazoa; Arthropoda; Insecta; Lepidoptera; Crambidae
Exons: 3
Coding region: 68-754 (228 amino acids)
Source: RefSeq, a predicted model, not a curated record